UGUGUGAGUGUGCUGUUUGCGUCUCUGGGUUGGAGGACGACCAUCCCACUAUGGAGCUGUCCAUCCCGUUCCCAUUCACGACUGGCUCCAAUGCUGCCAACUCCGUCCCACCAGCGUCGCCCGGACCCAGCUGCGCAACCCACCCGUCUGCAUCUGCCUCUUCCUCCGUCCGCUGCACUGCGCUGACCAACGCUGCGCUGAUGCUGCACCACCGCGUGCGCCCGUCCACGUCCACGAGGGCCUCCCUGCCGCACUCCCAGCCGCACUUCCAGCGCCCAUCUCCGACGCUGCCACUGCCACUCACUGCGUCUCACAGCCACAAUGCACUGCAAGCACACAGCCAAGGCCGAGCAGUCCAAGGUCAACCGUCACCAGCGAGCAGCUGCUGUCCUCACUGCAAACCGCUCGUCGCCAAGCUGGGUCGCUUCCAGACAGGCCUGCAUCCAGACCAGUUCAUUCUGAUGUGCCGUUCAUGCGGGUACUCUGUCGACCCUGACGAAGACGUCGGCGCAGAGGCGCCCGAAGGCCCAGUCGUCGUCGUCGUCGUUCCCAGAUCGUCUGCGUCGUCGCAGCUUCGUGCUCAUUCAUCCUCGGUGUCCGCGUCCCCGUCGUCGUCACCGACGUCAUUGUCACAGUGUGAAUCUGCGCAUCGUGGUCGUCGACGUCGCUUGUCCGUCACAGCCGACGUUGGUCGGUCGACGUCGAAUCGAAUCGAUUCUGUCGAGUCGGAUUUGACUCCCUCCGGUAAGAGAGCACGCCUCAGUCUGGUUGACACCCCUCGGCACCAACAACAGCAACAACACCAACAGCAGCUACAUGCUGUCGCGGUCGAUUCGAUGCCAGCACGGGAAUUGGCCAUUCUCAAACAGACAGCCCAGUAUUCGUGGCGGCCAACCCGCUUUUGGGACACCAACGCCAAUACUCAUAUGGUGCUGUGGUCCACUCCGCCGCCACCUCCUCGACAGCAUGACGAAGACCGAUUGGCACCAAACGUUGCUCACCAGCUGCGACUCGCGCGUGCCACUUCGGCAUUCAUCGCGUCGCUGGACUUGUGCCUCCUACUCGUUGCAACCAACAUUACCUUGCGUGAAAUGCUCGACCGUCUCUCGCAAUCCGGCUACUCGCUGCCUGUCAGUCUUUACAGCUGCCCGCAAGCAAACACGGUUGAAAUGUUGCUGGGCUCGACCACGCGAGAACGUGCCAUCGACGAGCUCCCGCUUGCACUUCGCCUGUUGGUUCCCAACAAUGUCAUGUCUCGCUCAACCGCGAGUCAGCUCGAUCUCUUGCGCUCCGUCCUUCCUGUGACUUUUUCAGUCGACAUCCAGGCUGCAAUCAUCCAUCACUUUGAUCGCGCGCAAGAGCUUCACCACACUGCCGCCGACAUUCCGAGCUACCAAGUCGACGUCUCGACUUUGUCCAGCAACAGCACGGUCGCAGCUGCAGCCGCCGCAUCAGCAUCAGCAGCAGCAUCAGCGAGCGGGAUGACCAACGGCAGCACAACGACCGCUCUUUCUCCUUGGAUUCAGCACUUGCAUGCCGCACGUCUUUUUGCCAUCCUGUUCCUCAUGCAGCAACAAUGCAGUGGCUUUCCACUCAAAAAUCCGGCACCUUCCACUGCUGCCAUGCUGACGUGCCUGUUGCAACCCCCAUCCGAAGAUGCCCUGCUUGCUCGCGAAGCGCAGCUUGCGCACGCCGCGUCCAUCCCGACCGAAACGCUGACCCACACCGUGCUUCGGCAUUCCAUGUGCCUGACCUGCAACGCGGCCGCUGCUGAACCGACCCCGCAAGAAUCCACGAGUCUGCUCACCUUUAAGCAUCUCGACUUUUCCGAGCAGCUCGCGCAACAGUUUGACUUGCGACGCGAGUGGCUGAAGCAGUACCAGUCGUGGGCGCGUAGUGGCGCACGAUUGGGAUCGCGCGCUGCAACAGUGUCGCGCAGAAGUGUUUGGAAACGCGAUCCAACGCAGCCGUUUUUCCACAGCCAAAUGCGCGACUCUGACAACUGGCUGUCUAGUCCGACGGUGCUGGUUGGCGAAGAUGCUGCAGCACUGCAAAUGCGUGACCGUCUGUUCGGCAGGAACAUGGAUGAUCUUUUUGCAGCAUCCUCCCCGAUCGGCCUCGGCCACAGCCUCGACCUGGAGUUGAGCAGCUCGGCCUCCCCCGCGUCGUCAUCCUUUGCCGAUGCGGCAUUGUCAUUGUCUGCCAACCAGCAACAACAAAAGGAACAACAACAACAGCAACAACAACAGCAACAACAACAACAACAAAAGGAGCAGGAGCAGCAAGAGCUUCUCGCUCGGCAACAUCAGCAACAAUUGGCAGAUGCUUCGUCCUGCUUCUCCAUGUUUCAUCCGACGCAGCCGAAAGUCACAUGCCCGGGGUGCCACGCUGCAGAUGCUUCGGAGCAGGUCUCUUUCAUUCAGCGUGGUCACUUGCUCGUCGCCAACUUUGACGAAGCCGGCAUUCCGUUCGAUCCUUGGGACUGGGUUUUGACUGCCGAUGUGGCCGACACUCUCCCCACGAUUCGAACGACGGUUGACUUGAGGGGGCUUGCCCCCGUUCCUCGCCUCUCUGCCUCUUUUAUCGCAGAAGACGGAGGCGUGUAUCAAGUCACGCACAUUGUUCAGGCACUGCCGCCGCCUCCUCAGCCAGAGUUGGAGUCUGCGCCUGUCGGUGCCGAAAUGGUCACCCUGUCGCUCAACAGCACGGGCAAGACAAUUACUCUGCCCCUUGCGCGCCACGAAUCUACCAUGGCCGCCUUUUUGGAUUCUCCUGCGGCCUUCGAGGUUGCGAGCGCGGCCGGCAUGGAAUCCGAUCAAGAAUUGCAGACGUCAUCUUCUUCUGCCUCUUCUUUUUCCUCCUCCUCCUCCUCCUCCUCCUCCUCCUCCUCCUCGCCGCUGUCAGCCACGCAGGCAUCCGCAUCGUCGGCAUCGUCCUCAGCAAACUUUCCUCGCUCGCGACAGUUCCAAACACAUAUUCGCUGUGGAAAUUCGUGGUUGACCGUUUCCACAGGCGACGCUUGCCCGCAGUGGUCGGACGUGCCGCCCCGCUCCGCUGUCGAUCGGCGUGCGGUGCGAAUGGUCGUUUGGCAGCGCCAAGACGUCCUCGAACAGUUCUUGGACGCUUGCGCCACGGACGCUGCUGCCGAUUCUGCGCCGGCGUUGGCUGCGGCCGCUGCGGCCAGUGCGGCGAUUGUUGCCAGGAUUCAGCAAUCGGACAGUGACGAUUCAGGCAGCUUGUCGCAAUCCUCGCAGUCGUCGAGUCCUUCUAUACCCUUCAGCAUCCCGUCCACACCCUCGCCCAGAAGCUCGAGUCCAGCGUCGAUAAUUAGCAGCGCAAUUCGCUCGCGUCGUGCCAGUGCUUCGUUCGUUCGCGCGAUCAGUACGACCGCCUUCUCCACCACCGAGGCGCUCAUUGAACGCCGAGUCACAGAAGCCGCGUUGAGUCACAGCAGCAGCAGCAGCAGCAGCCAUGUGCCCCAUCCCUAACACGUUUCCCCCAACUUAUUUAUUUUCAG
Capsaspora owczarzaki ATCC 30864 is the source of this 3517-nucleotide messenger RNA. RefSeq lists its product as hypothetical. Lineage: Eukaryota; Filasterea; Ministeriida; Capsasporidae. The record is from RefSeq and is a predicted model, not a curated record. Bases 51 to 3488 code for a protein of 1145 amino acids. The transcript has a single exon.